AUGUACCCAGACGACACAAUGGAAGAGUUGAAAGAGAUUAUAUCCUGUCAAAAGGAAAAAAUUUGUAAGUUGAAUAAAAAACUAGAAGAGUUUGAUUCAGUUGUUUCUGACAGAAAUAACUUACGAGAACUUUACAAACAAUUUGAAGAAAGUAACGAAAAAAAUAUGAAAGAUCAUAAGAAAGCGUUUGCUGAAUUAUCAGAUAAGUGUGACCAACAAACCGAAAAGCUUAAGAAAAUUGCAAAUUCAGAAUACCAAUGGGAGCUCAAGUACGGGAAACUAGAAGACACCAACAACUGUAUAAGUCGUCAAAUAAAAGUUCUAAAAUGUAAUGAAAGUAAAUUACAAUCACAGUUAGCAGAGACUGAGACAACUUUGAAAUGUGUUCAGAAAGAAUUAUGUACCACUAAAGCGGAAUUGGAAGAAAAGAACAGUUGCGUUAAUAAAUUGAAGACAAAUUUGAAAUGCAAUGAACAAGAGCUGUGUAAAGUUCGAAAAGAACUUGAGGAUUGCAAAACUGAAUGCAAUAAACUAAACGAAACGAUCGCGGGUUUGAAUACGGAGUUAAACUGCACAAAAAAGAGCCUAUGUGAGGCGAAAAUGGCUGCUGCCCGUAUGGAAGAAAGGUUUCUACAAGAACGUGAAGCCUUAACAAACGAGUUGAAAGCAAGUUGCAAAAAAAUCAAUGACUUAGAAAUGAAAUACGACGAUGCAAUGUGUAAACUAAACGACGAGAGAUGUAAAUCCAAAAAGUUUUCUUCAAAAUUAAUAGAAUUGAAUAAAUUGAGUGCAAAGAAUCACUUAGAAAUGAAAAACCGGGUACAGAAAUUACAAGAUGAAAUUUGUGCAAAGAAUAAUGAAAUAUGUUGCUUGAAGAGAAGAAUGGCUGAGUUGCAGCAAGACAUUGACUGUAAGUGUACGGAAAUAAACGCACUGAAAAAUAAAGUUUACGAGAGGGAAUGUCAACUAAAACAAAUGUGUCUAUUGUCGGAAAAAAUUGAGCAAAUCAAGUGUUUCGUCGAAACUUGUUGUUGUCCCAAAAAGAAAUGCGAACCAAGUCCUUGUUGUUGUCCAAAAAAGAAAUGUGAACCAAGUCCUUGUUGUCCAAAAAAGAAAUGCGAACCAAGUCCUUGUUGUCCAAAAAAGAAAUGUGAACCAAGUCCCUGUUGUCCAAAAAAGAAACCCGAACCUUGUUGUGAACCAACUCCUUGUUGCCCGAAAAAGAAACCCGAACCUUGUUGUGAACCAACACCUUGUUGUCCAAAAAAAAAACCAGAUCCGUGUUGUAAACCAACAUGUUCCAUGACAGAGCCUCCAUGCGGUCUAUCCAACAGCACAAAAGCUGUGAUCCAAAAAUAUGCCUCAAAAACGAAUAACGAUAUGUAUAAAACGGAACUAAAACAAUUGAAAUGUGAUCUAGAAGAUUUACAACAGAGUAUUGGCAACAUCUAA
Molecule: messenger RNA, 1452 nt
Organism: Myzus persicae (green peach aphid)
Lineage: Eukaryota; Metazoa; Arthropoda; Insecta; Hemiptera; Aphididae
Product: keratin, type I microfibrillar 48 kDa, component 8C-1-like
Exons: 2
Coding region: 1-1452 (483 amino acids)
Cellular component (GO): HULC complex; nucleus
Molecular function (GO): ubiquitin protein ligase activity
Source: RefSeq, a predicted model, not a curated record